Scylla paramamosain (green mud crab) is the source of this 5150-nucleotide messenger RNA. RefSeq names its product mucin-2-like. NCBI's taxonomy places the organism in Eukaryota, Metazoa, Arthropoda, Malacostraca, Decapoda, Portunidae. The record is from RefSeq and is a predicted model, not a curated record. Bases 382 to 4524 code for a protein of 1380 amino acids. The transcript has 4 exons.
GAAAGAGGAAAGCAGAGUAAAGGAAGGAAGGGAAGGUAUAACGUAAACCAGAUCUGUGACCGCCUCUCAUUAUGAUACGUGACCCAGCGGUGUUGUAUGACUGCGCGUGUAUGUGUCCUGGCAAUGACACACACACACACACACACACACACAUUAUGCAGUCCUCGCGAUGACUCCCAGCUAAACAAAAGCCUUCUCUGGUGUCGUGUCGUGUCGUGUAUGUCCACCACUCAGUGUUUCAUCUCUUUCAUCACAAUCUUUUGCAAAUUCAAGCUGCUAAUCUCACUAAUACACCACAAAAACCUAGCAGAAACUCAUAUAUAUCAAGAAAAACACGCUAUAUACAGAACCUUGAUUAUCUAGUGGACAGGUUACGGUUAAAUGACUCUGCAUCUUCAGCCCAAUCAGGAGAGAGUUCAAAAGCCACCCCACCACCACCACCACGAGCUGAGGGGCGGUGCUGUGCCUCGCCCCGCCGGGAGAUGCUACGGGAGGGCUACACGUGGAGGAGACAUGACUUGCCUUCCCCUCAGCUGGCUCCUCUUCCUCCUCAUUGUCGCCUCAGAGUCUCAGACGGCGGCCAUUGCUGUCAAACCAGGCAAUGGGAGUCUCAGCAUCCUGGAAGACCUUGCUGUCGCCCUGCACCGCCUGGUAGCCACCCUGAACAGACUCAACCACUUCCUGGCCGCCCUCACCUCCACCACGCCUUUCUCCUCCUCCACCCCUUCCUCCACCGCCUCAUCCUGCGUGACUAAUGAGCGUAUUUACACCACAAAUACUACUAUUUCUUCCACUUCAACUACUACUACUACUACUACUACUACUUCUACUACUACUGCUCCUACUUCAGUUUCUUCAACUUCUCCCAUCCCAGUAAUGGAUAUUGCGACUACUGCUGCUGCUACUACUACUGCUACCACCACUUCGUCAUCACCCUCUCCUACUACCAACACUACUACAACGACCCCUACUACCCUUCCUAAAGCGCCUACGACCACUGCUACUACUUCUACUACUGCCACUACUACUACUACAACUACGAUUCCUACUACCAUUACUUCCACCUCCACAACGACAGAAACUACUACUACUACUACUACUACUACAGCUACUACACCAAUCACGACUACUACCGUUCCGAUAACUCCUGCUAUUACUAUCACUACUACUGCUACGCCUGCUGAUAUUAUACCUCCGCUCACUAAUAAUGCUACUGUCACUAUCCCUACCACCACCACUACUACUUCUACUACUACUGCUACACCAACUGACACGACCAUCACGUUAUCUACCUCCACUACCACCGCAACCACUAUAUCUACUACUACUACCGCUGCUUCACCCACUACCAGUCCCUCACUAUCUACUACUACUACUACUACUGCUAUUCCCACUGUCAUCACCACUGUACGACCAACCACCCCCACCACCACUACUACUGCUUCUACAGAACCUACUACCACAACAACUACUACUACUACCGCCACCACACAACAGCCUGCCACCACAACUACUACUACACAACCCACUACAACUACCACUACCACAUUACCCACCACCACCACCACCACCACCUCGACUGCUACUCCCACCCCAUCACCCACCACUCCACCUACCACAGAACCAACCACAACCACCACCACCACCACUCCAUCCACCACAGAAGCAACCACUAACACCAUCACCACCACCACACCGACGAUUGCUACCAUCACUCCCAUCCUUUCCUCCACCUCCUCCACCUCUACCAGCACCGCCCCUGUGGAUAAUGUCACCACCACAACAACAUCCACCACACUCACCACCAAUCCUUCAGCUUACACUACCAUCAACAACAAUCCAGUCACCACCAUUGAUAUGCCCACCACUACUACCACUGCAAUCUCAUCGCUGAUUCCCACCACUGCAACACCACCGCUUACUACUACCACUACUACUACCACUCCUACUACGAUUGGAGAAUCUUUGCCUGCUACUUCUUUGACUGACUCUGCUUCCUUGAGACUUGAAAGGACCACCACUACUACGAACGUUACUGACUCAACUAGUAGUGAACCAUUUAAAACAGCAGCAACUACUACUCCUACUACUACUACUGCUACUACUACUAUUACUCCACUAAACAACACUGUCUCUAUUAUCUCUGCUACUUCGCCAACUACCACUACUACUGCUACUACUGCUGAUACCGUAACACCACUAAUUGAAACUCCACUACUUGACACCACCAAUACCACCACAACAAUUGAUAUUACAACUAACAAUACACCGCCCACUACCAAUACUACCAAUAUCAUGACUACACCAUUUAAUAUCACUACCAACACUCCUACUACAAAAUCUACUUCUGCUUCUACCAUCACACAAGCUUCUAACACAAUUCCGACCUUCCACACCCAUUAUACCACCACUAACGUCACCACAACUGAUGUCGCCACCAACAUCGCAUCUACCACUACUGAAUUAAUUUACAACACCACUACUACCACCACCACGCAAACUAACAUUCCCACCACUAGCAUCACACCAAACAUCAGCACACCAACUACUAUCAGUGCUACCACAACCGAUAUUUCUACCACCACUACUACCCCCAUCACCACAAUUACGACUGCUGCCAUCACCACCUCCACCACCACCAUACCUACUACUACUAUUACUACACCAAACAUUACUCCUACCACCGCUACCUCUACCUCUACCACUACCACCCCCACCACCACUAGCUUAACUACUACCCCUCCUACCACCACCACCACUACUACUACUCCUGCUACCACCACCACUACUGCUACCACUACUCCCACCACCACCACCACCACCACCACUAGCACAGCUACUACCCCUCCUACCACCACCACCACUACUACUACUCCUGCUACUACCACCACUACUGCUACCACUACUCCCACCACCACCACCACCACCACUAGCACAGCUACUACCCCUCCUACCACCACCACCACUUAUACUACCCCUGCUACUACCACCACUACUGCUACCACUACUCCCAUCACCACUACCACCACCACCGCCACUAGCACAACUACUACCCCUCCUACCACCACCACCACUUCUACUACUCCUGCUACUACCACCACUACUGCUACCACUACUCCCAUCACCACCAUCACCACCACUGAGUCCAACCUCCACGCCCACACCACGAGAAACACGAAAGAAGAUAGAAGGGAAGAGGAGACGAGAGAAGAGUAUGAGGGAGGAUGGGAGGACACAAGAGAUGAUGACUCCAUGAAGUUCGUCGACGACCACAACUUGAGGAGACGCAGGAGAGCUGACGAUGAAGAGGAGGAGAAAGAGAAGAUAUUUAAAGGACAGGGAGCGGACUCAAGACGGAAUGAGAACACGGCAAAGUUUAGCGGCCGCACUGCGAAGAUCUACGAACACUACUUGAGGAGAUACAGACGAGGUAGCAAUGAAGAGGCGGAGAAGGGAGUGUUUAAGAAAAGACAGUGGGAGAAUUCAAGACGGAAUGGCAACACAGGAAAGUUAAGCACUGCGAAGACCUUCGAACACUACUUAAGGAGACACAGACAAGCUGACGAUAAAGAAAAGGAGAAAGAGAAAAAGGAAAUAUUUGAGGAAAGACAGCGAGCGAAUUCAAGACGGAAUGACGAUACAGCAAACUUGAGAGACAGUACUGCGGAGACUGACGAACACUAUUCUAGAGGAACCAAACGAACUAGCGAUAAAGAGGAAGAAAAAGGAAAGAAGAGGACAUUUGAAGAACACCGAGAGAAUUCAACACGCAACAACAACACAGUGAAGUCUAGGAACCAAAUGGCGAUGACAAACAAACACUACACAAGAAAACGCAGACAGAUCGAUAAUGAAGAGACAGAAGGGAAAGAAAACGCGGGAGAAACAGAAAACGAACUAACCUCAUCUCUCAACACAACAUGGUGGCAGCGCCUAAGCACGUGUCUAGCCUCCGUGCAAGUGGUUCUGAUGGAGGUGGAUGUGACUGCGACCCAUACAGUCCACGUUGCUAGCCUGUGGGACGCCGCUGAGACCUUGGACGCCUUAGUUGAGGAGGGCGCUGCUUUGAGAUUACUAGAAGGGGAUGCUUUGAGUGUUGAGUUACGGGAGGCGAUGGGAAAUGUGCAUCAACUUAGCGAGAAACUGGCGAACGUGACGCAGGUUGUGGAGGCUGCUAUCGCUAGUGCCAAGGCGUGGCAGGCGGCGAUGCUGUCGGGCGUGUGUGGGGUGCUAGGCGUGUGUGUGGUGGUGAUGGUGGUGGCCCUCGUAGCGCGCAGACCCUGCAGGCGACGAGGCAUUCUGCACAUCACGCCCAAGGGAGAUAGGUGUCUCAGCCGCAGCAAGAUCCCCACACAUGUCUACCUGGAUAACACCUCGCCUGUGUGCACCAAAUCCUUCGUCACACAUGCUUGGAGGACCCUGCGCCGCCACCACCACCACCACCACCACCGUGACAGCCGCCGCCCGAUGAUUCCUCUGGAGUUUCUCUCACACCAAGCUGAGGCUGCUGAGAGUACUGGCUGACGGAGGCGCUGACGGAGGCGUUGACGGAGGUGCUGACGGAGGUGUUGACUGAAUUAAAUGCUCGUCUGUCUGUCCGUCUGUCUGUUAGGUAUGCGUUAGUGGUUCACGUGGUGUAUUUGAAUUGUGUUAGAUGAUUUUUUUUGGAUUUAUAGGUUUGUGAAGUGUUUUGUGGCUGUUAAUUGGUUGCAGAAGGUUGUUAUUAUUGAUGAUAGUAGUAAUAGUAGUAGUAGUAGUAGUAGUAGUAGUAAUUAUUGUUAUUAUUGUUGUUGUUGUGGCAAUGCUCCAUCUUUCAGGUUUCAGUACAUCCUCUAGCAGGUUUUGAGUGGAAAUUUCCAUGGGAUGACCUUAGUGAACGGAAUGUUCUUCGGCGGAAUUUCCACACACAGCAGCGUCAAAAAACCAGGAUGCAGGGCUGGGAGGAAAUUUUGUACUUGAUUGUUUCGUAAUGGUUCACUCUCAAUAGCGUGUGACGGGAAGAAUAAUUACACCAUUACAAUAAAACAAGCUGUAAACAUUGUACUCUAAAAUCUUUCCUCUGUGACUGUAAGUUCCGGACCUUCUGAGUACUGCAAACGCUCAAAUACCUGUAAAGAGUUGAUAUUCCAGUAAAAAUAUCAAGAUGUAAA